Leptosia nina is the source of this 1062-nucleotide messenger RNA. The record is from the annotation of a GenBank genome assembly. Lineage: Eukaryota; Metazoa; Arthropoda; Insecta; Lepidoptera; Pieridae.
AUGAAUUUACAAACCUUAUUCCAGGAUUUCAAUCCAAGCAAAUUCGUCGUGCAUACCUGCUUGUUGAUAUUUACGGCGCUAUUGGCUUUAAAAUUGGACAACACUAUUUCUUGGUCUUACUGGGCUGUAUUUUCACCCAUAUGGAUAUGGAAAUUUCUGGUCGUUUUGGGUGCUACAGUGGGAACCUAUGUUUGGUGGCAGUAUCCUCACUUCAGAUUAGAAGGUGAAGCUUACAUUCAUUACAAAGCUAUGUUAAUAAGCCUAGCAAUACAUUUGAUAUUGCUAAUGUUCGAGCUACUUGUAUGUGACCAGUUGACAACAUAUCGCCAUGUUUGGAUCCUUGUUUUCAUACCAUUAAUUUUUAUAAGCAUAGUGUCCAUUGCUAUCUGUAUAUGGUGUGUGAAACAUGACAGGAGUUAUGAGUUGGAACUAUUUUGUGCUGUUAAUAUCCUACAAUUUAUUUUCUUGGCGCUAAAGUUAGACGAUUUUAUAAACUGGUCUUGGGAAGUUGUGUUUGUACCAUUAUGGAUUCUUAUGUGUCUCAGUUUAGUAGGUGUGUUAUACAGUAUAAUGUUUGCUGGAAUACUAUUGCGUUCGCCAGAAGCCAACAUACAACAACGCCGGACCAGUUUUAAUUCAGCCAUGGCCUAUACGUUUACUGUUGUGCCUAUUUUGGUCUUUUUGGUAUUACUUACAAACAAAUUAGACGACAGCCUAUCAUUUACUUAUAUUGUAGUGGUCAGUCCCCUAUUUGUCACCUACGCUACUCUUAUAAUUAUGUCAUUCAGCUCUAAAGGAGGGAAUAAGUGGUGGUUCGGCAUACGAAAAGACUUCUGCCAAUUCCUCCUCUCAGUGUUUCCGUUAUUACAAGAGUACGCAAACAUUGCUUAUAACAAUAAUGUGAACCGUGGCUCUAAUGUCGUGCCCAGCGAGCCACCGAUCAACCAAGAACCCUACAGGGACGACGAGAAGAAAGUCAGCCACAAAAAGCAGAAGAACCAAAAGAAAAACGAAGCUCUGAAACCCGUGGUGCCAGUAACGAGCAUAGAUAUGCCGGAUUGA